Molecule: messenger RNA, 704 nt
Organism: Cucurbita pepo subsp. pepo (vegetable marrow)
Lineage: Eukaryota; Viridiplantae; Streptophyta; Magnoliopsida; Cucurbitales; Cucurbitaceae
Product: protein NOI4
Cellular component (GO): plasma membrane
Source: RefSeq, a predicted model, not a curated record
UCUAUAAUAUCCCAUUACCCAACUCCUUCUCUUGUCCUACUCCCACGCCCCCUCUUCUCUCUCAAUCAACCAUACACUCCUUUACCUUCAAAAUCCAUCAUCGCUACCAUCUUCUCGUCGAACCCCACUCAUGGCGGAAAAAGGCAGUAGCAGUCCGUUGCCGAAGUUCGGCGAAUGGGAUGUGAACGACCCUGCAUCUGCUGAGGGAUUCACAGUAAUCUUUAAUAAAGCCAGGAAUGAGAAAAAGGCUGGUGGCAUGCCUGACUCUCCAGCAAAGGAUGACCCAACAUAUAAGAAUGGUUCUGUUCUUGGAAAGCCUCAACCUAAAAAAUGGUUUUGCUGCUUGCAAGCUGCAGAAUCGUGAGGCUUUUCGGAUCGAUGAACGGAGUUCAGCAGAAUCAACACACUGACUUUAUCUCUUGAAGAUUGAAGCUGCUGCAUUUAGAAUGUGUUUAUGGAUAAUGCUGAACUCCUUGGGGUUUGGGGAUGAAGAUGAUUAAUCAUCAUUGUGUUGUUAUGUUGUUCCUUCUGCAUAAAUGGCAACUAUUAGAGAUUGUUGCUUAUCAUCUUCCCUCCUCUCCCUGCUGCCCUCUUGUUGUGAAAUGAUGCUCUCAUCCUCUUUCUUCACACUUUUUCUUGCCUUAAUGAUUUCAAAUGUCUCUCUUUCUCUGUGAUCUUAAACUUUAUGCUAAGGCUUGUUCAUA